Limanda limanda (common dab) is the source of this 9204-nucleotide messenger RNA. RefSeq names its product cadherin, EGF LAG seven-pass G-type receptor 2 (gene celsr2). Gene Ontology annotation, biological process: cell surface receptor signaling pathway; homophilic cell-cell adhesion; G protein-coupled receptor signaling pathway. Bases 1 to 9204 code for a protein of 3067 amino acids. Gene Ontology annotation, cellular component: plasma membrane. The transcript has 35 exons. Gene Ontology annotation, molecular function: G protein-coupled receptor activity; calcium ion binding. NCBI's taxonomy places the organism in Eukaryota, Metazoa, Chordata, Actinopteri, Pleuronectiformes, Pleuronectidae. The record is from RefSeq and is a predicted model, not a curated record.
AUGAGGAGCCUCAAGGCGCAUCAACCUUAUCACCGGGUUUUACUUCUUCACACCCGCGGGACUGACCGGAGAGAAGUGAGAGCAUGGCUCCUCCGCAACAAAGGGAAACUCACAGGCGGAAAGUUUGAAGAAUUACGCAUCAGUGGGAAAGCGGACCGUGAGGAGAUCCAGAGGAGGAACCCGCACGGAGGAGCGAUGCGCUGCGGUCACCGGGACUUGUGGUUCCUCUUGUGGAGUUUCAACCUGCUGCUGCCGGUGCUUCCUCUCCGGGUGCACCUCAGCGAGGAUGCGGCCGCCGGCACGCUGCUGGCCGGCGGCGCACGGCGCGCACGGUGCGUCCUGGACCAGGUCCUCCUGCCCAAGUUCUCCCAGAGGUUCCUGGAGACGGACCCGGACGCGGGCAGCGUGGUCGUGUCGGGCUCGAUCCAGUGCUCCACGCUGCCCUCCAACCCCUUCACCGUGUACACCGUGGAGGACUGCACGGACUCCGGCUUCAGGCACCUCCUCACCAGCCUGUACGAGGUGCACGUUCACGGUAGGAACUGUUCCAACAAGCGUAGAGAGAAACCCCAGUGGGACAUGGAGGUGCUGAGUCUGUUCAGCUCCCACAGCCACCACCGCCCGGACUGCCACCCAGCCGGCUCGGCUCUGCUCCCAGUGGGGGGUCUGCUGCCCGGCUCCCCAGCCCGAUGCAAAGUCACCCACAGCCGGGACUUCUACUUCUCUGAGGGGGGCUUGUUUUUGUCUGAGACUCUGUGCUGGAGGCAGGACACCCUCCUGGAGCUGGACCUGGUCUGUGACGUUCUCACUGGGACAGGGGUGAACGCUAAAGUCAGCCCCAUCACCACCCACUGGCGUGUGGGCCAGGGUCCCUUCAGGCAGGCCCACCUUGGGAAGCUGUUAGAGAAGGCAGCUCAGUCUGAUUCAGGGAUCGUGAGCAGGAGGAGGAGAAGCAUCAACAGCAGCCCCCAGUUCCAGCCCCCCAUGUACCAAGUGGCUGUGGCAGAGAACAGGCCUGCUGGGACUCCUGUUGUUGUUUUGAAAGCCCUGGAUGUGGAUGAGGGGGAGGCGGGCAGGCUGGAGUACUUCAUAGAGGCUCUCUUUGAUAGCCGGUCCAACAACCUCUUUGCCGUGGACCCGGCCAACGGCACCGUGUCCACAGUGGAGGUGCUGGACCGGGAGACAAAAGACACCCAUGUGUUCCGUGUGACCGCGGUGGACCACGGCACCCCCCGGCGUACGGCCAUGGCCACGCUCACUGUGACAGUCAGUGACACCAACGAUCACGACCCUGUGUUUGAGCAGCAGGACUAUAAGGAAAGCAUCCGGGAGAAUUUAGAGAUAGGUUACGAAGUGUUGACUGUGAGGGCCACUGACGGAGAUGCACCUGUCAAUGGCAACAUCCUCUACCACUUCCUCAACAGCAACGGGUCCAAUGACGUGUUUGAGAUCGAUUCGAGGUCGGGUGUAAUCCGCACCAAAGGCCUGGUGGACAGGGAGCAGGUGGGCGCUUACAUGUUGGUAGUUGAUGCAAAUGACCAAGGUCGUGACCCCGGGCCCCGCAAUGCCACAGCAACAGUUUACAUAGUGGUAGAGGACGAUAACGAUAACGCUCCCCAGUUCAGUGAGAAACGCUAUGUGGUCCAGGUGCCCGAGGACAUGGCGCCCAACACGGAGAUCCUGCAGGUCACCGCCACUGACCAGGACCGAGGGAGCAACGCCGUGGUUCACUUCAGCAUCAUGAGCGGAAACACCAGGGGUCAGUUCUACAUUGACGCACAGACGGGGAAGAUCGACCUGGUGAGUCACUUGGAUUAUGAGGCAAACAAAGAAUACACUCUGAGAAUUCGAGCUCAGGACGGAGGACGCCCUCCUCUGUCCAACAUCAGCGGCCUGGUGACGGUGCAGGUGCUGGACGUCAAUGACAACGCCCCCAUUUUUGUCAGCACCCCCUUCCAGGCCACCGUGCUGGAGAACGUGCCGCUGGGCUACUCCAUCAUCCACAUCCAAGCGGUGGAUGCAGACUCGGGAGAAAACUCCAGGCUGGAAUAUCGGCUCACUGACACCACACCAAACUUCCCCUUCAGCAUCAACAACGGCACCGGGUGGAUCGUAGUGGCGGCCGAGCUGGACAGGGAGAGUGUCGAUUUUUACAACUUUGGCGUGGAGGCGAGAGAUCAAGGCUACCCCGUCAUGUCCUCGUCAGCCAGCAUUAGCAUGACCAUCCUGGACGUCAAUGACAACAACCCGGAGUUCACUCAAAAGGCCUAUUACAUGCGACUUAACGAGGAUGCCUCUGUGGGGACCAGUGUGGUGACGGUGUCAGCUGUGGACCAGGACAUCAACAGUGUGGUGACCUAUCAGAUAUCCAGUGGUAACACCCGCAACAGAUUCUCCAUCACGAGUCAGAGCGGAGGAGGGCUCGUCACCCUGGCGCUGCCUUUAGACUACAAACUGGAACGGCAGUACGUCCUCACUGUCACGGCCAGCGAUGGCACUCUCUACGACACCAGUAAAGUGUUUGUUAACGUCACAGACGCCAACACACACAGGCCCGUGUUCCAGAGCUCGCAUUACACUGUCAACAUCAACGAGGACAGGCCGGUGGGCACCACUGUCGUCGUCAUCAGCGCCACAGACGAGGACACUGGGGAGAACGCACGCAUCACCUACUUCAUGGACGACAGCAUCCCUCAGUUUGACAUCGACGCAGACACGGGAGCCGUCACCACCCAGAUGGAGCUGGACUACGAGGACCAGGUCUCCUACACCCUUGCCAUCACCGCUCGGGAUAAUGGCAUCCCGCAGAAGUCGGACACCACCUACCUGGAGAUCCUGGUGAACGACGUCAACGACAACUCUCCGCGCUUCCUCCGAGACCACUAUGUGGGUUCUGUGAUGGAGGACGUGCCGGUGUUCACCAGUGUGGUGCAGGUGUCCGCCAUCGACCGAGACUCUGGGCUCAACGGCCGCGUCUUCUACACCUUCCAGGGCGGGGAGGACGGCGAUGGAGACUUCAUCAUUGAGUCCACCUCCGGCAUAGUUCGCACGCUGCGCAGGUUAGACCGAGAGAAUGUGCCUAUUUACAGCCUGCAGGCGUUCGCUGUGGAUAAAGGUGUUCCUGCUCUGAGAACAGCAGUAAACAUUCAAGUAACAAUCCUAGAUGUGAACGACAACCCCCCUGUGUUUGAGAAAGAUGAGUUUGACAUCAUGGUGGAAGAAAACAGCCCCAUAGGCGUCGUGGUUGCACACAUAUCAGCCACAGAUCCAGAUGAAGGCAGUAAUGCACAGAUCAUGUACCAGAUAGUGGAGGGAAACAUCCCAGAGAUUUUCCAACUGGACAUCUUCUCCGGAGAACUGACCGCAUUGAUCGAUCUGGACUACGAGAUCAGAUCGGAGUAUGUCAUCGUGGUGCAGGCCACCUCCGCCCCCCUGGUGAGCCGCGCCACCAUCCACAUCAAACUGGUGGACAAGAACGACAACAUGCCCAUGCUGAAAAACUUCCAGAUAAUCUUCAACAACUACGUGACGGACAAAUCCAGCAGCUUCCCCACGGGGGUGAUCGGCCGCAUCCCGGCCCACGACCCCGACGUCUCGGACCAGCUCCACUACAGCUUCGAGGUGGGGAACGAGCUGAACCUGGUCCUCCUGAACCAGAGCACGGGGGAGAUCCAGCUGAGCCAGGCCCUGGAUAACAACCGGCCCCUGGAGGCCUCCAUGAGGAUCUCUGUGUCAGAUGGUGUCCACUCAGUGUCGGCCCAGUGUCUUCUCCAAGUCACCAUCAUCACUGAUGAGAUGCUGUCCAACAGUAUCACGCUGCGACUGGCCAACACCUCCCAGGAGCACUUCCUCUCCCUGCUGCUCGCUCAGUUUCUUGACGGUGUUGCCCGCGUCCUGUGUGCCGCCCCCGAAGACGUCGUCAUCUUCAACAUCCAAGACGACACUGACGUCAGCGCUCGCAUCCUCAACGUCAGCCUGUCCGUGGCCGUGCCCGUGUUUGGUGAGGGACCGCAGCGGCCUGGAGGCCUCGGCCUGGGCGCCGACGGGCCUGGACGAGGGGUUGAAAGCGGAGGUGGCGAGUUUUUCGGCUCAGAAGAGCUCCAGGAGAGGCUGUAUUUGAACCGCAGCCUCCUCGCCCAGAUCUCCUCCCAGGAAGUUCUCCCCUUCGACGACAACAUCUGCCUGCGAGAGCCGUGCGAGAACUACAUGAAGUGUGUGUCCGUGCUGAAGUUCGACAGCCUGGCCCCGUUUGUUGCCUCUGACACCAUCCUGUUCAGACCCAUCCACCCCAUCGCCGGCCUGCGCUGCCGCUGUCCCACCGGGUUCACGGGAGACUACUGCGAGACGGAGAUCGACCUCUGCUACUCGAAGCCCUGCGGAGCCCACGGAGUGUGUCGGAGCAGAGAGGGAGGCUACACCUGCGAGUGCUUUGAGGACUACACAGGAGAGCACUGUGAGCUGUCGUCCCGCUCCGGCCGCUGCGCCGCGGGAGUCUGCAAGAACGGCGGCUCCUGCGUCAACCUACUCAUCGGAGGGUUUAAGUGCGACUGUCCGCCGGGCGGCUUCGAGAAGCCCUACUGUGAGAUGACCACGCGCAACUUCCCCCCGCACUCCUUCCUGACCUUCAAGGGCCUCCGCCAGCGCUUUCACUUCACCCUGUCUCUCACAUUUGCCACCAAAGAGCAAAACGGUUUGUUGCUCUACAACGGCCGCUUCAACGAGAAGCAUGACUUCAUCGCCAUGGAGAUCAUCAAUGAGCAGAUUCAGCUCACCUUCUCUGCAGGUGAAACCAAGACUACAGUGUCCCCCUACAUCCUGGGAGGCGUCAGUGACGGCCUGUGGCACGUGGUGGACGUCCACUACUACAACAAGCCGAUCUUAAACCAGGCCGGCCUCCCGCAGGGCCCCUCGGACCAGAAGGUCGUCAUAGUGACGGUGGACAACUGCGACACCUCUGUGGCCCUGAGGUUCGGUCAAAUGAUCGGAAACUACACCUGCUCUGCUCAGGGCAGCCAAUCGGGAUCCAAAAAAUCUUUGGACCUGACCGGCCCCCUGCUCCUCGGAGGAGUCCCCAAACUUCCAGAAGAUUUCCCAGUUCGCAACCAUCAGUUUGUGGGCUGCAUGAAGAACCUGCGGAUCGACAACCAGCACGUGGACAUGGCCAGCUUCAUCGCCAACAACGGCACUCUGCCAGGAUGCUCAGCCAAAAGACAUUUCUGCAACAACAACCCGUGUCUGAACGGAGGAACCUGCGUGAACCUGUGGGGCUCCUUCAGCUGCGAUUGCCAACUUGGAUUCGGAGGACAGAACUGCGAACGAGUCAUGGCCAGCCCGCUACGUUUCCUGGGCAACAGCCUGUUGCAGUGGAGCAACCUGGCGGCGGCGUCCGUCCCCUGGCAUGUGGAGCUCAUGUUCCGCACACGUCAGGCCAGCACCACUCUGCUCCACAUCUCGGCUGGCCUGCAGCACAACCUCACUCUACAGCUGCGCUGGGGGAGUAUGUUGAUGGGGCUGCACAGGGGCGAGGAUUCCACUCUGUCCCGCGUGGAGGAGGUGCUGGUGAACGAUGGAGACUGGCAUCAUCUGCAGCUGGACAUCAGCAGUCUGGGUGGAGCGGCGAGUCACCACAAAGCCGUCUUGUCUUUAGACCACGGACUCUACCUGGCGAGUAUGCAGGUGGACGGGAAGCUGCAGGACUCCAAGCUGAAGACUGUGAGCGUCGGUGGCGUGGCAAGGCAUGAUGGGAAAGUUCAGCAUGGCUUCCGGGGCUGUAUACAGGGUCUGCGUGUUGGAGGGGCUCUGAGUCUGGCUCAGGCCCGGAAGGUGAACGUGGAGCCGGGCUGCAGCGUGCCCGACCCCUGCAUCUCCAGCCCCUGUCCUGUCAACAGCUACUGCAGCGACGACUGGGACAGCCACUCCUGCACCUGCCUCAAUGGCUUCUACGGCACCAACUGCACUGACGUGUGUUCGUUGAAUCCCUGUGAACACCAGUCGAAGUGCACCAGGAAACAGAGCUCCUCUCGGGGUUACACCUGUGACUGUCCCAGCAGCUACUUCGGCCACUACUGCGAGAAAAAGACGGACUUACCGUGUCCAAGAGGCUGGUGGGGUCACAAGACCUGUGGACCCUGCAACUGUCCCACAGACAAAGGUUUUGACUCUGACUGUAACAAGACCAGUGGAGAGUGUCGCUGUAAGGACAACCACUACCGCCCGGACAGCAGCGACACCUGCCUGCUGUGUGACUGCUACCCGGUCGGCUCCUUCUCCAGAGCCUGCGACCGAGAGAGCGGCCAGUGCCAGUGUAAACCCGGCGUGAUCGGACGCCAGUGUGACCGCUGCGACAACCCCUUCGCUGAGGUUUCUCCUAACGGCUGUGAAGUGAUCUAUGACAGCUGCCCUCAGGCCAUCGAGGCUGGGAUCUGGUGGCCCAGGACGAAGUUUGGUCUCCCGGCAGCGGUUCCCUGUCCCAAGGGAACGCUCGGCACCGCGGUCCGACACUGUGAUGAGCACAAGGGAUGGCUGCCUCCCAAUCUCUUCAACUGCACCUCUGUUACCUUCAGCAAGCUGAAAACUCUGUCUGAGAAGUUUGCCCGUAACGCUUCGCUCCUGGACUCCGGACGUGUCCAGCAGACGGCGGCCAUGUUGGCCAACGCCACGCUGCACACGGAGAAAUACUACGGCAGCGACGUGAAAGUGGCGUACCGACUCACUCAGAGUCUGCUGCAGCAUGAGAGCAGCCAGCAGGGCUUCAACCUCACCGCCACACAGGACGUCCACUUCACCGAGAAUCUGGUUCGUGUGGGCAGCGCCAUCCUGUCUCCAGACACACGGCCGCACUGGGAGCUGAUCCAGCACUCGGAGGGCGGCACGGCGCUGCUGCUGCGACAGUACGAGGAAUACGCAAACACGCUGGCACAGAACAUGAGGAAGACGUAUCUCAGCCCCUUCACCAUCGUCACGCCACACAUCGUCAUCUCUGUCGACCGUCUGAAGAAGAUGAAUUUCGCUGGUGCCAAACUCCCGCGGUACCAGAGCCUGAGGGGCCCUCGACCCGCGGACCUGGAGACGGCCGUCACGCUGCCAGAUUCCGUCUUCCUGCCACCUGUGGACCCCAAAGGUCACAGACACUUGGACAUCUUCCCAGAGUCCUCGCUGAGUAACCGCUCAGCCAACAGGAAGAGACGCCACCCCGAGGACAGCCAGCAGGACGCCAUCGCCAGCGUGAUCAUCUUCCACAGCCUGGCCGCGCUGUUACCAGAGAACUACGAUCCCGACAAGAGGAGCCUGCGAGUUCCAAAGCGUCCGGUCAUCAACACGCCGGUGGUGAGCAUCACGGUGCACGACAACGACGAGCUGCUGCAGCACACGCUGGACAAACCCAUCACCGUGCAGUUCCGCCUGGUCGCCACUGAGGAGCGCUCCAAACCCAUCUGUGUCUUCUGGAACCACAGCAUCCUUGCUGGAAGCGGCGGCUGGUCAGCGAAGGGCUGCGAGGUGGUUUUCAGAAACAACACCCACAUCAGCUGUCAGUGUUAUCACAUGACCAGCUUUGCUGUGCUCAUGGACGUCUCCAGGAGAGAAAACGGAGAAAUCCUGCCAAUCAAAAUCCUGACGUGGAGCACAGUGGGCGUGACCCUGGGGUUCCUCUUCCUCACCAACGUCUUCCUCCUGUGUCUGAGAGCCAUGCAGUGCAACAAGACGAGUAUCAUCAACAAUGGGACCACCGCACUCUUCCUCUCUGAGCUGAUCUUCAUCCUGGGCAUCAACCAGGCCGACAACCUGUUCCUGUGCACAGUCAUCGCCAUCCUGCUGCACUUCUUCUACCUGUGCACCUUCUCCUGGCUCUUCCUGGAGGGGCUGCACGUCUACCGCAUGAUCAGCGAAGUGCGAGACAUCAACUACGGACCCAUGAGGUUUUACUACCUGAUCGGCUGGGGAGUCCCUGCCUUCGUCACAGGCUUGGCGGUGGGACUGGACCCUGAAGGCUACGGGAACCCAGACUUCUGUUGGUUGUCGAUGUACGACACUCUCAUCUGGAGCUUAGCUGGACCCAUCGCCAUGGUGGUGUCGAUGAACAUCUUCCUGUACAUCCUGUCGUCCAGAGCCUCCUGCUCUCCGAGACACCACAGCAUCGAGAAGAAGGAGCCUCGUGUCUCUGGCCUGAAGACGUCAGGUGGCGUCCUCCUCCUGGUGUCAGUCACGUGUUUCCUGGCUCUCCUGUCGGUCAACAGCGACAUGAUCAUCUUCCACUACCUGUUCGCUGGGUUCAACUGUGUGCAGGGCCCAUUUGUGUUCUUCUUCCGCAUCGUCUUCAACAAGGAAGCGAGGAAUGCUAUGAAGUACUGCUGCAGCCGCAAGCGCCCGGAUCAUAUGAUCAAGUCGAAGGCGUCUGGCUACAAGUGCAACACCAACUACAUGGAUGGGAGGUUGUACCAUCUUCCCUUCGGAGACUCCAGUGUGUCUCUGAACGGCACCAUGCAGAGCGGCAAGAGUCAGCAGAGCUACGUGCCGUUUGUGCUCCGGGACGACGGGUUAAGUAACAGUCAGGCGCACAUCGCUCUGAACGACCACAGCUCGCUCUUCCACGAAACUAAAGUGCACGAUGAUCACGACAGCGACUCGGACAGCGACCUGUCUCUGGAGGACGAUCAGAGCGGCUCCUACGCCUCCACGCACUCCUCUGACAGCGAGGACGAGGAGGGACCCCUCCCCCCAGAUGAAUGCUGGGAGAACCUGGCGUCCAAUGGGACCAAGAGACCUCAUCCACACGACAACAGCUUGAGUAAGAUGUUGUGGCCUGGAGAUUACCCAGCUGCGAUUGACGGCGAGCUCACAGACAGACUGAAGACAGAAACCAAUCACGAUCCGGGGGCGUUACCAGACAAGCGGACACAGGAGAACAUGACCAUGUUUCUGCCCAGUCUGCACAACUUCCACUCCCAUCCACACAAAGGGAUCUUAAAGAAGAAGCAGCUCUCUCCUAUCGUAGAGAGGAACAGUCUCCAUCGCAUCCACAACGAACUGUGUGGAAACGGCCCCGGCACGGCGUCCCCCCCGGGCUCGGCCUCGGGCGACAGUAGGAGCGGCCUGUCCAAACCCAGCCGGCCUGAGCAGCUGAACGGUGUCGCCAUGAGCAUCAAGGCGGGGACGGUGGACGGAGACUCGUCAGGAUCAGACAGCCACUGCAACACCACCAUGUGA